Austrofundulus limnaeus is the source of this 1882-nucleotide messenger RNA. RefSeq names its product autoimmune regulator (gene aire). Gene Ontology annotation, cellular component: nucleus; cytoplasm. The transcript is spliced from 13 exons. Gene Ontology annotation, biological process: humoral immune response; regulation of transcription by RNA polymerase II. Gene Ontology annotation, molecular function: DNA binding; DNA-binding transcription factor activity, RNA polymerase II-specific; translation regulator activity. NCBI's taxonomy places the organism in Eukaryota, Metazoa, Chordata, Actinopteri, Cyprinodontiformes, Rivulidae. The coding region runs from base 266 to 1768 and encodes 500 amino acids. The record is from RefSeq and is a predicted model, not a curated record.
CAGUGGUCAUGGUGAAGGUUUCUGAAGAAUAAAUACGGGGAAGACAGACUUUAAUACAAACACAUCUACGAUGAUAAAUAUCCCAAAAACUAGAAACUAAAUGAAAUAAAUUUAGUUAAAGUGUCUAAUUAGCAUUAAUAAUCCCCUGGUGUCGUUCAGCACUUCUUCUCCUGAGAAGGACACACCUCCUGCACCCUGAAGACGUGAUGUUUGUUCUCAGACCAGGUCGGGUCACUUGGUAUCACAUCUUCACUCGAAGCAGAUCAUGUCCCGAGCGGAGGCGUUCGUGGACACCAACCUUCGCUCCCUGCUGAGGGAGCUUCGCACCGACAUCGCAAUGGCUGUGGACGACCCUUUCCCUAUUGUGUACGGCCUGGCAGACAAAAACAUCAUCCCUGACCAGCUGCUGAAGGACACACUGGAGAAGGAGGGAAGUGAAGGGAUUCACAAAGCCAUGUACGCCCUCCUGUCCUGGGUGUUAGAGCAGAGCAGAUCCACUCUCCAGGCUUUUUGGAACAACUUAUCCAAAGGGUACAACAUGGACAGCUACCCCCAGCUGCAGACACUCCUCACUAACCUUCAGGCCAGACGAGAGGCUGUAGGUUCCAAAGCAGACAGUGGAUCUUCAGGAGGUCUGAAAACUGCUCAAAGUAAGAAGAGGAACCGUGAGGACAGGGGAGCCAACUCCAAGAAUUUGGAAUAUCGCACGAAGACAAACGAUGGAGCAGGGAAUAAAUUCAAGCUAUACAGAGUGAAGAGUCAAGCUCUGCAGCUUCCAAAUGGAAACGGUUUGCAGGCGGCAUCUUCCUCAGCCCAGAGAGGAAUAUCACUUCCCUCCUCAUCCUCAAGCUUCUCUACUGAUCCACUGGUCAGAAGUGAAAAAAAAGAGAAGAUACUCGUAAAAAAGGAGUACAGCUUGGAUGAGAUGAACAAAAAGUGCAUCAAACUGGCAGAGAGGUUUUACUCUCAGGGUUUAGCUGAGGAGACAAACGGGGAGAAGCCCAAGCCUGCAAMGAGCACAUUUCACCACCAGGGGGAGCCCACCACAACCAUGUCUCACUGUAAUGAUGACGAGUGUGCGGUGUGUAAAGAUGGAGGAGAGCUGAUUUGUUGUGAUGGAUGUCCUCGAGCCUUUCACCUGUCCUGCCUCAGCCCUCCGCUCUGCUCCAUUCCCAGUGGUUCUUGGCAGUGUGAGUGGUGCAGGGGGCACAGGGUGAAAAGAGAGAGCGUCCUACUUCCCUUACAGACUUUCCCAGCUCAGCCUCAGCAAACAAACACAAAAUCCAGUAUCUCAGUGAYAGACAGCUCAUUAUACUCCACCCUAACAUCCUCCGUCACAAGCGUUUCAGCCUCGGUCAAUGUAUCAAGUGGUAGAAAUCAGCUGGGUUCCCAGUGUUCAGGAGGAGAGCUGGCCGGUGUGAGGGAAGUGUGUGGCGUUUGUCACCUCAGCGGAAGAGACCUGGCUCUCUGUCAUCAGUGUUUAAAGUGUUUCCACACACACUGCCACUUCUCCAAGGGGAGGUCCAUCUGCUGCUCCUGCUCCCGGCUGUGGGGCAGCUCUGCAGAGGAGUCUGAGCCCAGAGGUCUGCAGCUCGCACCAGCAGCCCAGAAUACACUCAAAGAUCAGCUCGCCUCCACCACCGAGCCGGCCGUCAAUAAAGAUGAACUGGACUCCAUCCUGGGAGACAGCUCCAUUGACGGCCUGUUGCAGUGGGCCUUUCACAACAUCGCUCGGCCUCUUCCAGACUCGCAGGGAUGCUACCAGUAAAAAGUUGCCCAAACAUUGAAAAUUUGCUCAAAUAAUGUUUAAAUGACCUAAAACUGUAGACCCGCCUGAUGUUUACAGCCUCUUUCAUGCUGCAGGGUAAAUAAACGAGCAUUG